AAAAAUAUCCAUGGCCAAACGCACCUCAGUUAUCCACCUUUAACAGAGGGGACCUCACAUUCACGCAGACACACAGCAAAUACCCAUCACCCUCACAGAAAAUUCACACUCUUGGCACAGAGAAUAUACACGCACUCACACACAGCAACUUAACAAACAGUGAGAAAUCGAGAUUUUAUGGUGUAAAUCGAGUGACGGGAGAGAGGGAACCAAGGGAUAGAGAGCAAAAUCGAGAGGAGAGAAAACAGAAACAGUGAGAAAUCGAGAAGGGUGAACGAGAAUCCGGCUGGUGUUGAGUUUUCCGGCAAAUUUAUCGCCGGAAUCAGUUACUUUUCGUCGGAUCCAGGCACCGCCGACUCGAAAUCCACCUCUCGCUGCCGAAAAAACAGAACCUGCAACCAAACUAUCCCGAAAUCGGCCUGGUUGAAUUGAUUCCGGCGAAGUUUCGCGUACGGUUUUCGUUUUUUCUCAAUUUCUGUUUCGGAUGCUCGUCUGUUUUUUGUGGGUUUCUGUUCGAAUCAAAUUUUGGGAUUUUCGUGGUCAAGUUGGCUCGUUGUUGAGAUUUUGGUACUCGUUGAGGAUCUCGGGACAGCUCUUACUUCUCAUUCGAAAGUACUCGAAACGAUGGGACUUCUCAGCAUUAUCCGAAAGAUUAAGCGAAAAGAAAAGGAAAUGCGCAUCCUUAUGGUGGGUCUUGACAACUCUGGUAAGACCACAAUAGUUUUAAAAAUAAACGGUGAAGACACAAGUGUCAUCAGUCCAACUCUUGGCUUCAACAUCAAAACCAUCACGUAUCACAAGUAUACCCUCAAUAUAUGGGAUGUCGGGGGCCAGAAAACAAUACGGUCUUAUUGGAGAAACUACUUUGAGCAAACUGAUGGCUUGGUGUGGGUUGUGGAUAGUUCUGAUCUGAGAAGGCUGGAUGACUGCAGAUCCGAGCUACAUAAUCUUCUAAAAGAGGAGAGGCUAUCAGGAGCAUCAUUAUUGAUUUUUGCAAACAAGCAGGACAUACAAGGUGCUCUUUCUCCAGAUGAAAUAGCCAAAGUGCUUAAUCUGGAGGCUAUGGACAAUAGCAGGCACUGGAGAAUCGUGGGAUGUAGUGCAUGCACCGGAGACGGGCUACUUGAGGGAUUUGAUUGGCUGGUACGAGACGUUGCAUCACGAAUCUAUAUGCUUGAUUAAGUGAAGUUUACAUUAAGGUUUUGAUUCCUGCUAGUGAAGUUUACAUUAAGGUUUUGAUUCCUGCAAGAUGACUUUAUAAAAAACUUUUCGAUAUACCAUUCCGAAUAUUUGUGGAUGUAAAGAUCAAAAAUCAUAUAUUAGCUUGAUAAGAAA
Molecule: messenger RNA, 1335 nt
Organism: Capsicum annuum
Lineage: Eukaryota; Viridiplantae; Streptophyta; Magnoliopsida; Solanales; Solanaceae
Product: ADP-ribosylation factor-like protein 2
Exons: 1
Coding region: 625-1182 (185 amino acids)
Biological process (GO): protein folding
Cellular component (GO): cytoplasm; microtubule cytoskeleton
Molecular function (GO): GTP binding; GTPase activity
Source: RefSeq, a predicted model, not a curated record